CUUCUACCCAUUUCUUUACUCUCCCUUUUCUCUUCAUUUCUUCAUUUCUUCAUUUCUUCAUUUCUUCCCUUCUGGGUUCUCCCCUUUUUGCAUUCCCAUUUCUGGGUUUUCGCUCAAUCUCUUCGUUUUCUUCAUCUUCUUCUCUAUUGGGAACUUUUGAAAAUUGAAACCAUGGAUUAACUGCCCAUCUCAUUUAAUUUUCCCCCUUUCCUCUCUGUACCUGUACCACUACCAGCCCCCACUGAACUGGAGUUAUUGCUUCUUCUUCCUCUCUUCGUACAACCCCAAAUCUUCUACUCUGUUGCCCUUUCCUUUUUCACCGAUUCUAUCCUGAAUGUGAACUGCCCCUUUAACUCGAUUUUCUUGUGGGAACUGAGACAAGAAGAUGGAGUCCUUUGCUUCUGUUGUUCUGCUUCUCUCUUUGAUUUUGGGGGUUUUCUUGUGGAGUUGUGAUUCUUUUUCUUCUAAUGAAGUCUCGGCUCUCAUGGCCUUCAAGUUAGAAAUAUUUGAAGAUCCAUUUCAAAUCCUCUCCAACUGGAACAGCCCCUAUGCAGAUCCUUGCUUAUGGUCUGGCAUUUCAUGUUCUCCCACUCGGGACCAUGUCAUAAAGAUAAACAUUUCACACGCAUCCAUAAAAGGGUUUCUUCCACGAGAUUUGGGUCAACUUAGCUACUUGGAAGAACUAAUUUUGCAUGGGAAUAAGCUGGUUGGUACAGUGCCCAAGGAGUUGGGCUACUUGAAGAACCUUAGAGUGUUGGACAUAGGGAUGAAUCAACUCACAGGUCCAAUUCCUCCAGAGUUUGGGAAUUUAACCAAAGUUAUGAAAAUAAACCUCCAGUCUAAUGUGUUGACUGGUAAGCUGCCUUCUGAACUUGGAAAUUUGAGAUACCUUGAGGAACUAAGGGUGGAUAGAAAUAAGCUGGAAGGAACUGUUGCUGCUGCUUUUGGCCAUUUAAAUCAUACUGGAAUGUAUGUGUCAAACAUGAACUUGAAUGGAUUCUGUGGCUCAUCUCAGCUAAGAGUUGCUGACUUUUCAUACAACUUCUUUGUUGGGAGAAUACCCAAGUGUUUCGGGUAUCUUCCAAGGUCAAGUUUCCAAAGGAAUUGCCUUCAAAACAAUAGCCCGAAGCAGCGUCCUUCAUCGCAAUGUGUCAAGACCAAGAGCCAUCCAGGAAGCAACAGGCGGAGCCCUCACCAAGCGACAUCGAAACCUAUCUGGCUUUUGGCCCUUGAGAUAGUAACAGGAACUUUGGUGGGUUCUCUCUUCCUGGUUGUUGUUCUCACUGCAGUUCAGAAGUUCAAUCGAAAAUCGUCCAUCAUAUUGCCCUGGAAGAAAAUUGGAAGUAGAAAGUACUAUUCUCCAGUGUAUAUAGAUCCUGAGAUUUUGAAGGGUGUAACGAGAUUUAGUCGACAAGAGCUUGAGCUAGCUUGUGAAGACUUCAGUAACAUAAUUGGCUCGUCUCCGGACAGUUUGGUAUACAAGGGCACGAUGAAAACUGGAUCCGAGAUUGCGGUUAUCUCGAUGAGCAUGAAAGAAGAGCAAUGGACAGGAUACCUUGAACUCUAUUUUCAGACAGAGGUGGCAGAUUUGGCUCGAAUCAACCACGAGAAUACAGGAAGAUUACUGGGAUAUUGCAGAGAGAGUAGUCCAUUUACAAGGAUGAUAGUUUUUGAGUAUGCAUCAAAUGGCACAUUAUACGAGCAUCUUCAUUUUGGAGAAGCCUGUCAGUUGUCUUGGACGAGACGAAUGAAGAUUAUUUUAGGCAUCGCUCGUGGACUUGAGUAUCUUCAUACAGAACUCCAACCUCCGUUCACCAUCUCUGAGUUGAAUUCCAAUGCUGUAUAUCUUACAGAUGAUUUUUUCCCUAAGUUGAUAGACUUUGAAAGUUGGAAGACGAUUCUUUCACGAUCGGAAAAGAACUCGGGUACUAUUGGCAGCCAAGGUGCAAUCUGUAUUCUUCCAAACUCGCUGGAAGCACGACAUCUGGAUGUGCAGGGUAACAUCUAUGCUUUUGGCGUUCUUCUACUUGAAAUAAUCAGUGGGCGGCCUCUGUACUGCAAGGACAAAGGGAACUUGGUAGAUUGGGCCGAGGACUAUAUCGAAAUGCCAGAAGUGAUGUCUUACAUCGUCGAUCCCGAGCUGAAGCAUUUUAGAUACGAAGACCUCGAGGUAGUAUGUGAGGUGGUGAGCCGCUGCAUCCAUCAGCAGCCCACCAAACCUCUAUCGAUGAAGGAACUCUGCAGCAUGUUAGAAACAAGAAUUGACACCUCCGUUGCCAUUGAGUUCAAGGCAUCUGCUUUGGCAUGGGCGGAGUUUGCCCUCUCAUAGAAGUGAAGGGUGGUACAUAUACAGUUUGAUAUACACAAAAGUUGUAGCACUCCCUUUCCCCUUCUAAAUUCCUUGUAAAUAUUCAAUCCUAGGUCAGGCUGUAUAACUUCUAGAAUCACAAAGUACGCCAAUAUCAAUCUUUGAUCAGUGUCAUUUAAUCAUAGAUCAACAAUGAAGUUUAACAAAUUUGUUCUCUGC
Messenger RNA from Cucurbita maxima (winter squash), 2527 nucleotides. Its product is annotated as probable LRR receptor-like serine/threonine-protein kinase At1g63430. NCBI's taxonomy places the organism in Eukaryota, Viridiplantae, Streptophyta, Magnoliopsida, Cucurbitales, Cucurbitaceae. Gene Ontology annotation, molecular function: ATP binding; protein kinase activity; protein binding. The record is from RefSeq and is a predicted model, not a curated record. The transcript is spliced from 13 exons. Bases 386 to 2329 code for a protein of 647 amino acids. Gene Ontology annotation, biological process: protein phosphorylation.